This is a messenger RNA of Cercospora beticola, 2118 nucleotides long. RefSeq lists its product as uncharacterized. Gene Ontology annotation, molecular function: protein binding. The record is from RefSeq and is a predicted model, not a curated record. Lineage: Eukaryota; Fungi; Ascomycota; Dothideomycetes; Mycosphaerellales; Mycosphaerellaceae.
AUGUUCAAACUACCCCCCGAGAUCCUACAUCUCGUGUGUCAGCACUGCGACACGCGUGAUGUUCGCACACUACGACAGGUCUCGUCAGAGAUCAAAGUCAUUGCGGACGAGUACAUGCUGAAAUCAUUGCGAUUGUCCUUCGACCGUCAAGAAUUUUCUGAGCUUGCGGUGUUCAUCAGUAACAACCCGAAUGCUGCAAAGCAGAUCUCGAAGAUCCAUUUCCAAGCCGAUCGGUUACCUAUCGUCUCCUGUCAAGAAGAAUGGGAACGAUGCAGAUUGAAGACGAUCUGCGAUGAAGCCAUCCUGCGCGGCGAACUACAGAGCGCAGAACACAGCUCUCAUGACGAACCUGAUAGCGACAUGGAACGAACGCAUCGAGGCUUCCAAGUAUUCGAAAUCAUGCAGCGCGAAACAUCGAAAUAUAACCAAGAAGAGGUGAAUCAAGCGUGGACAUCUUUCCAAGACGUGAUGCAAGAUCAGCAGUCCAUGGAUCGUGAGAGUGAAGUCUAUCACUGCAUGGCCGACCUCUUCAAGAACUGCCGACGUCUCGAUACUAUCACUCUCACCCUCAAAGAUCGCACGCAGAGCGAGCCCUUUCGAUGGCGACGACAGGAAUCCUAUGCACGCGGAAUGGUACGACCUUGGGGAGAUGAUGGUAGUUGGAGUCCGAACACGAGAGUCCUCGAUCAGAUUCUCCUCGCUGCUUACACGACUGGUACAAAAUUACGAGAGCUGAACGUGAUGCCGAUAUCCUAUCAGUUUUUUGGACAAAAAGGAGCGUUGAUAGAGAAGUUAUGCGAGCCGAUUAAGGACUUAAGGAAGAUCCAGAUCCAAAUCAAUGAUAAUUUUGGGAUUGACCGGGAAGUAGAAUUGGAAGAUGGAAUGCUAAGGUCUGCGGAGGCGAGGUGUCAUCCAUUCGCACACCCACGUCAUUUUGGUUCGACGUUAAGACCUUUUCAACUUCCUGUUACGGCGGCGAUGGAGGCUACGAGGGUUAUUGAUGCCUUGAAUGAUGGGAGAGUUUAUGAGUUUCUUGGAAGAGCACAGGGGUUGGAGGAGUUGGUGUUUCAUGGUCCGGACACGGGUAUUGGAUUUGCGAAGAUGGAUCUCAAGGCUAUUGUGGGGGAAUGUCCUUGGAAGGAGCUGAGUCGAGCUCUAUCAACAAUAACGACUCCCAAAGUUCUCCUGACAGGUGCCACAGGCUACCUAGGCGGCACCCUUCUCGCCCACCUAGUUGCCUCUGAACACCCAGCCUUGAAAGACAUAACAUACACCUGCAUCAUUCGAGGCGAGGCUCGUAUUCCCAAGCUGAAGGCAGCCUACGGCGACCGUGUCAAAAUCGAAGUCGUUGACAGUCUCGAUGACAUCGGGCGCACCGCAGACAUCGCCUCGCAGCACCACAUCGUCAUCAAUGCCGCCAUUUCCUUCCACGUUGAGAGUGCCCUCGCCUUAAUCCGCGGUCUCUCUCGACGACAAGAACAAGAAGACAACAAAAAAGUUCUUAUGCUCCACACCUCCGGGACCUCAAACCUCGCCGACCGCCCCAUCACAAACCCAAGCUCGAGCCCACCUCGCGAAUUCGACGACACCCAAGAUGACAUUUAUACCUUCCUCCAAAAGGAAGAGUCUGGCAUUCCUUACCCCCAACGAACAACUGAACUCGCCGUACUAGACGCCGCCGCAAAUCAUCCCAAAAUGGUAGCACUCAGCAUCAUGCCUCCAACCAUUUUCGGCACUGGUACAGGAAUCUUCAAUACACGAAGUGUACAGGUCCCAGCGUACGUGAAUGGCGCGCUGAAACACGGCAAAGUUGUCAUGGUCGGUACGGGCGGUGCGCAGCUAGAUCAUGUACAUGUCGAAGAUCUUGCGGAGUUGUAUGCGCUCGUUUUGGUGGAGUUCAUUGAGGACGGUGGGGAGAAAUUGCCGAGGGGCAGAGAAGCGAUUAUUUUUGCAGAGAAUGGGAGACAUUCGUGGGGAGAGGCUGCGCAGGGAAUUGCGGAUACUGGGUUUGAGAUGGGAGUGCUGGGGAGUAGAGAGGUUGAGUCUGUGACGCUGGCGGAAGGGGCAAAAUUGUUUGCUGGAGGAUUGAUUCCCGAGGGGAAUGAGGAGUUGAUUUGA